Arachis stenosperma is the source of this 3336-nucleotide messenger RNA. RefSeq lists its product as uncharacterized. Bases 1 to 3336 code for a protein of 1111 amino acids. The record is from RefSeq and is a predicted model, not a curated record. Gene Ontology annotation, biological process: proteolysis. The transcript has 2 exons. Lineage: Eukaryota; Viridiplantae; Streptophyta; Magnoliopsida; Fabales; Fabaceae. Gene Ontology annotation, molecular function: aspartic-type endopeptidase activity.
AUGGAGGGUAUCUUGGACGAAAAUCCAUCAAGCCAAGACAACUCCCGACCACGUCAUCCGACCCCAGAACAACAGGAGGUCAGGAACCCAGCCCGGAUGGCCAGCACCUUCCACCGCUCAAACGAACACAUGAUCACAGAUCCUCAACAUCCCGAAAAAACAAGGGACAAAGCGACACAGAUCAUUCAAGAUCUCUGCCUCCGAGUCCAGGAACUUGAAGGUAAACUGACCGACAAAGGAAAAUACGCCAACGAACACGGAAGCCAGGCAACGUCCAGACCACAAUCCUACCGCGGAAGGUCGCCAACUCGGUAUCAUGAUAGAAGAGAUGAUCGUAGCACCUCGCGCAACCACCGACACGAGAAAUCGCCAGAACGGCGACACAGCAAAAAACACCACCGCAGCGCAUCCCACGAUCUGAAUCGUCAGCACGAUUCGGACGAAGACCCGAGACACCGGCACACCAAGCGCACAAGAAACGACCACAUCAUAAUGGGAGCCACGCCCUUCACGGAGAGAAUCCUAAGAGCGAAACUCCCCAAAGGCUUCGACAAACCCACCGACAUGAAAUACGACGGAACUAAAGACCCUCAAGAACACCUAACGGCUUUCGAAGCCAGAAUGAACUUGCAAGGAGCAUCCGACGCGGUCCGAUGCAGAGCCUUCCCUGUAACUCUUGCCGGACCAGCGAUCAAAUGGUUCAACGCCCUCCCGAACGGAUCCAUAACCAGCUUCCACGACAUCACGAGAAAAUUCAUGGCCCAAUUCACGACCCGAAUCACCAAGGCCAAACACCCCAUCAGCUUGCUAGGGGUCACACAAAAACAAGAAGAAUCUACAAGAAAAUACCUCGACCGCUUUAACGACGAAUGCCUGACGGUCGACGGACUCACGGACUCCGUUGCCAGCCUCUGCCUAACUAACGGACUCAUGAAUGAAGACUUUCGCAAACAUCUCACCACCAAACCAGUAUGGACCAUGCACGAAAUCCAGAACGUCGCCAAAGAUUACAUCAACGACGAGGAGGUUAGCCAGGUCGUCGCUGCCAACAAGCGGCAGCACGGCAACCCGACUCCCCGUCAUAACCCUCCACCCAAAGAAAACCAACGAGACCACCUUAAGCCGACCCACCGACCACCAAGAAUAGGAAAAUUCUCCAAUUACACCCCCCUAACAGCACCGAUUACUGAGAUAUACCACCAAAUAGCAGAUCGAGGCGUCAUCCCCAAAGCCCGACCACUCAAGGAAAGAACAGGAGGAAGCAAAGCCCUCUACUGCGACUACCACCGAGGUUACGGACACAAAACACAAGAUUGCUUUGACCUUAAGGACGCUAUCGAACAGGCCAUACGAGACGGCAAACUCCCGGAGUUCGCCAAAUUCAUCAGAGAGCCAAGGCGCGCCAACAUCGACAAGUCACCAGAAAGAGAAGGGCGCAACCCAAGAACCCAAAAGCCGCCCCCCAGGGAAAACAACGAAGAGGAUCCGACCAUCAUAGUGAACGUCAUCACGGGCAAGGACGUACCAAACAAAUCAAAGCUAACAAUGAAAAAGGACCUCAAAAUAAUGGCCGUCGGGCACCACGACCCAGUCACCACAGCCGACAGCACGAUAACUUUCUUACCGGAAGACUGCCAACACGGCACUUCGGCCGAAGACGCCCCUUUCGUCAUAUCGGCCCGAAUCGGAACAGGGCUAGUAAGAAGAAUAUUGGUAGAUACUGGAGCCGACUCUAACAUCCUUUUCCGAGGAGCUUUCGACAAACUCGGGCUCCGCAACGACAACCUCCAAACACACCGUCACGGCGUCACGGGCCUCGGAGACAACUUCCUCAAACCAGACGGGUCGGUUACCCUUCCCAUCACCAGAGGAACAAGCAAUCAGAGAAAGACGAUCUUGUCCGAAUUCGUAGUCCUAAAGGACUCCACAGCAUAUAACGUCAUUCUCGGGAGGAAAACAAUCAACGACUUCUCCGCAGUCAUUUUCACCAAAUACCUCCUCAUGAAGUUCAGGGCCGACGACGGCACCAUCGGGACCAUUCACGGAGACCGGGAAGUCGCGGCCGAAUGCGACAACAAUAGCUUAGCCCUAAGAAAGAAAUCCCGGGACGCAGCCGGAAUAUUCCUUGCCGACCUAGACGCACGACUAGACGGCCAACCCAGACCGGAACCAGAAGGAGACAUGGAAAAACUACAGAUAGGGCCAACCAAAGAAGAAUACACUUUCAUCAACAGAAACCUCCCACACGACCUCAAAGAAGAACUCUCGCAACUUCUGAAACAAAACAGAGACCUAUUCGCAUUCACACCAGCCGAUAUGCCGGGAAUAAGUCCCGACCUGAUGUCUCACCACCUGGCAGUAGACCCCCUAGCCAAACCCGUGGCGCAAAGAAGACGGAAAAUGUCACCAGACCGAGCCGCCGAGGUCCAAAAACAAGUAAAAGCCCUACUCGAAGCCAACUUCAUCCGAGAACUCCCUUACACGACCUGGCUAGCCAACGUCGUACUAGUUAAAAAGUCCAACGGGAAGUGGCGAAUCUUCAUGGACGCAUAUUCCGGCUACAACCAGAUCCCGAUGCACCGACCAGACGAAGAAAAGACAUCAUUCAUCACCCCAGACGGAACCUACUGCUAUAAAGUAAUGCCCUUCGGCUUGAAAAACGCCGGAGCCACCUACCAGCGACUCGUUAACAAGAUAUUUCGCAACUUAACCGGAAACAAAAUAGAAGUCUACAUCGAUGAUAUGCUCGCCAAAACAGAAUCCGGUGAGCAACUAACCGACGAUCUAAAGGUCAUAAUGAACACCUUGCGAAAGCACCAAAUGCGACUCAACCCAACAAAGUGCGCUUUCGGAAUGGAAGCAGGAAAAUUCCUCGGAUUCAUGAUCACACAACGCGGAGUUGAGGCAAACCCGGAAAAAUGCCGUGCCGUCCUCAAGAUGACAAGUCCCAAGAACCUCAAAGAUAUCCAAAAGCUCACCGGCCGACUAACCGCACUAUCCCGGUUCCUCGGAGCCUCGGCACAAAAGGCAAUCCCUUUUUUCAAACUUAUGAAAAAAGGGAUUCCGUUCAAAUGGGAGAAAGAAUGCGAAGAAGCUUUCCAACACUUCAAAAAGGUCCUAACAGAACCUCGAAUCCUCGCAAAACCUCAAACAGGGGAAACGCUAUACUUGUACCUCUCCAUAACGGAAGAAACAAUCGCAGCAGCACUCGUCCGGGAAAACGAGAAAAAGGAACAGAAGCCCAUAUACUUCAUAAGCAAGGUGCUACAGGUCACGGAAGCCCGUUAUUCACGACUAGAAAAACUGGCUUUCGCACUCCUCUCGGCAUCCCGAUGA